UUGUUCCUGAAAUUUCUGCAAGGUUUAGGUUCUGUGGUUAGGGUUUUUGAAGAAGAAGAAGAAGAAGGAACAAGAAGAAGAAGAAACCAUGAGCAGGAGUUUGGGAAUACCGGUAAAGCUUCUUCACGAGGCGGCGGGGCAUGUGGUGACGGUGGAGCUGAAGAGCGGCGAGCUUUACAGAGGAGGAAUGGUUGAGUGCGAGGAUAAUUGGAACUGCCAGCUCGAGAGCAUCACCUACACUGCCAAGGACGGGAGGGUUUCGCAGCUUGAGCAUGUGUUUAUUCGAGGCAGCAAAGUUAGGUUUAUGGUUAUACCGGACAUGCUGAAGAACGCCCCAAUGUUCAAGCGUCUAGAUGCUAGAAUCAAGGGUAAGGGGGCAUCACUCGGAGUUGGAAGGGGAAGAGCUGUUGCAAUGCGGGCUAAAGCACAAGCUGCUGGCCGGGGAACAGCUGGUAGAGGUGCUGUACCACCUGUACGGAGGUAAUAAUCCUCUCGUCCGAGUAAAGCUUUCCGCAAAGGAUCCCGUCUGUUAUCAUCAAAAUUUGCUGUGAAGUUUAGCGUAGUUAACUUGCAAGAGGAAAAAGCAGUCAGGAUUAAAUCGAGGAUAUUGUCAGGCUGCUCUCUAUUUUGUAUGCUUGUUUUGGAUGCCGAAUAUUUCGACUUUUUCAUGUAGUUUCUAUUAAUGAUAUUGUUGAUGUUAUCGGGUUCUCUCCUUGCUGUUUAUUAUGAACCUAAGCUCUUGCUUAAUUAGAGAAGAAUGGCUUCCUUUA
Morus notabilis is the source of this 770-nucleotide messenger RNA. RefSeq names its product small nuclear ribonucleoprotein SmD3b. The coding region runs from base 89 to 484 and encodes 131 amino acids. Gene Ontology annotation, cellular component: U2 snRNP; commitment complex; precatalytic spliceosome. The record is from RefSeq and is a predicted model, not a curated record. Gene Ontology annotation, molecular function: RNA binding. Gene Ontology annotation, biological process: spliceosomal snRNP assembly; RNA processing. The transcript is spliced from 5 exons. Lineage: Eukaryota; Viridiplantae; Streptophyta; Magnoliopsida; Rosales; Moraceae.